Molecule: messenger RNA, 797 nt
Organism: Guillardia theta CCMP2712
Lineage: Eukaryota; Cryptophyceae; Pyrenomonadales; Geminigeraceae
Exons: 8
Source: RefSeq, a predicted model, not a curated record
AGGAGAUGGUGCAUGUGAACUCCGACCUGACAUUCUCUACCGAGAACGAAAACUACCCCAUCGGAAUACAGCCGUAUUCCUUGGAGGCGUAUCUUGUCAACGAUGACUCCAGCGCUCUGGACGUGACUAACUCUUCCGUGUGGGACGAGACUACGCGGUCAAAUCAGUCCCCUGAGCAAGCAGAUGAGAACAGAAACGACAGUACCGAUCAAAUGGUCGCUGAGAGGUCGUACGGUCAAAGGAGGCCUGUAAUAUUGGCUAGGCCUUUUGAUCACGUUGAGCCAUCGCAAACCAACAUCUCAAGCCACAGCCAUGAAGAGACGGCAGUAGAUAUGCCAGCGAAUUUCCCAGAAGGAACCAUGCUACCGAACAUUGGCAGAUUGUACCACUUUUCAAGUGAUCUUGGCCCGAUGCUCGAUCAGCAUGAGUUGACGGAGGAGGAGGCUCAAGAAGCAGUCGACAUCAGCCUCCAUCAGGACAAGGCUGAGGCAGGCUUUGGUGGACUGGAAUGUGUGAUCUGCUUAGAGAAAAUGGAGGUUGGCGACCAAGUUUCUACAUUACCCUGCAAGCACACCUUUCAUCACAGCUGCAUUGCCAAAUGGUUAUCUGCAAAGCUAAACGACAGGCUUGCAGGAUGCUGUCCCAGUUGUAAUCUUCAGAUCGUUUUUCCCGUUUGGUUUGAAGGGCAGCACGAACAUGUUUUGAAUCAGAUUGUGGUGCAAAGAUCACAAAACAACGAACAGCUACUGAGGUUCAGGCGUAAUGUUUGCAGUAUCAUCUGUGUGAUUUUGGUCGCC